Molecule: messenger RNA, 2681 nt
Organism: Cokeromyces recurvatus
Lineage: Eukaryota; Fungi; Mucoromycota; Mucoromycetes; Mucorales; Mucoraceae
Product: acyl transferase/acyl hydrolase/lysophospholipase
Exons: 3
Coding region: 100-2670 (856 amino acids)
Biological process (GO): glycerophospholipid catabolic process
Cellular component (GO): cytosol
Molecular function (GO): A2-type glycerophospholipase activity
Source: RefSeq, a predicted model, not a curated record
AAAAAAGGUUGUUACCCAUUUUCCCCUCUUUCCUCUCCCCUCCCCCCCUGUAACUUUAUUAUAUAAUUAAAACUUUGAUUUUGACAGCUUUAAAUAAUAAUGAUUCAUAAACCUAAUAAAUCGAAACUUGCCCUUGCCACACUUAUUAGUAUUUCUGUAUUAGGGACAGUAUACUAUAAAAGAAAACGAAGAGGAUACAGAGACUCAAAAGAUAAUAGGAUUGAUCCUAAAGACAAAUUGAUCGAUAAUAAUUCACUCUAUAAUAACUUUGUUGCUUCAUUACCUACUUCUUUUCUGCUGAUCGAGACAUCAUCCGCUGCGGAUACUUUUUUAAAUAAAUUGUUUUCUUCAAUUAAUCCAGCCAAUUAUCAACAAAUUAUACCUACUUCCUAUGAAGAAUUAAAGGCACAGAUUGCUUCCUUAUACCCCACAUUUGAAAAUCAGUUGGAAGCGAUUCGAGAUAUGUAUCAUUCAUUUUGGGACUAUUUGACAUUUGAAGAUUUCAGAAAUAUGGCUAAAGAAUCUAUGAAGGAAGAUAACAAUCCUAACUUGCAUCCAGAAAUUCAACACAAUGCCUAUGUGAGGGAAGGACAAGAACUCUCUGAGGAAGAAAUUAAGUUUGCGAAAACGAGGAAACAGAAGAUGAAAGCUGCUUUUGCCUUUUUUAUAGGUGUAAAUGAGAAUGAAGUUGAAAUUGAAGAUAUUCCUAAUAUCGGUAUUGCUUCAAGUGGCGGUGGAUAUCGUGCUAUGGUAAGCUGUUCUGGAUAUUUACACGCUAUGUAUGAGACCGGUAUUCUUGACUGUGUAUUAUAUAUGGCUGGCGUUUCUGGAUCUACCUGGGCCAUGUCACAACUAUAUAGUCCUUUGACAAAUGCUUCGUUUGAUACGCUAAAGGAUCAUCUUUCAAGCCGAAUUCAUACACAUAUCGCUAACCUGUCCAAUUUCUUAAACUUGCUUAACGCCUCUCGUCAUAAUGCAAAAAUUAUUUUGCACGGUAUUAUUCAACGUUAUUACCAACAGAAUAAAAGUAUCAGUCUUGUAGAUAUCUUUGGUAUGUUAUUGGGUGGUACUUUACUAGCGAAAAAAAUAACGAUUUCGGAAAAUGAGCCAGAACAUGAUAGUAGUAGUAGUCAUUCAAAAUACAGUGAAUCAAUUGAAUAUCCUUCUAUAAGAACGAAUAAUCAAACAACAGCGUCAAAUAAUAAUAAGCAAGGCACUAUACAAGAAGAUAGUGGUCUAGAAGUAAAGCCGCGAUUAUUACACAAUAAAGAAAUUAAAUUAUCAAAGCAAAGAGAGUAUUUUGAGGAUGGGUCAUUACCAAUGCCAAUUUAUUGUGUUGUGAGGCAUGAGGUUGAAACCCCUAAUGUUACUAAAGCAGCUACAGUUUCUUCUAUGGAAAAUAAUAGAGAGCCAUGUGAACAAUUAAAGAUCGGAGAACUUGACAAAUAUCACGACAAAACAAACAAUGAAAACAAAGGCAGCAAAGUUUCAGACAAAGAAGAAAUAAAUAGUUUAUACCAAUGGUUUGAGUUUACCCCUUAUGAAAUGGGUAGUGAGGAAAUCAAUGCUUGGAUUCCAAUUUGGGCUUUUGGAAGAAAGUUUGAAGACGGCAAAAAUUUAGAAAGGCUUCCUGAACAAAGUUUAGGUAUUUUAAUGGGCGUAUUUGGAUCCGCUUUUGUAGCUAGUCUUGCUCAUUUUUAUCAGGAGAUUCGUCUGCUUCUGCCAGCUUCAGCUGUUCAAAAAGCAGAUGAAAUUAUUAAAGACUACCAAAGUUCUGUUUUAUCGACCAUUCAUCCAAUUUCUCCAGCCUCCUUUCCAAAUCCAUUUUACAAAAUGCCUAGUACAGUUCAAACAAAGGAUAAAUCAAAAGAAGAAAUUUUACGGUCUAAAGAUUUAGUUGAAUCGGAACAGAUUGAGUUGAUGGAUGCUGGCAUGGAUAAUAAUAUUCCUUUUUAUCCCCUCUUGAGACGAGGUCGUGAUGUAGAUAUCAUCAUUGUAAUCGAUUCUAGUGCUGAUAUUCAAGAAACACCUUAUUUUGAUCGAGCAAUGGGAUAUGUGAAACAUCGUGGUAUCAAAGGCUGGCCGACAGGUGCUGGAUGGCCUAAACCAAAAAAUGAAAAAAAGGAAGAAAAGGCGGCGAUAGAAGCAAGCUCCUCCUCUACAAAUAUAAUAUCAACACAAGAAAAUAUGACUCACACACCCAUACAUGUUAAUCAUUGUCAUAAUAAAAAUACAAACACAUCUACUAAAAUCACUAAUGAUGAAGAAGAAGACAAAUCAGAGACGACAGCAUCAUUAUCCUCAAAAAUAACUAAUUAUGCUUUAGAUACAUGUACCAUUUUUGAAUCUAAUUCUUUAGAAACCACUCCUGCCAAAUCGACAAAUGAUAUUAAUCAAAAUACCACUACAACAACAUAUCCCGAAAAUACAAAUCCAAUCACACUUGUCUAUUUUCCUUUAAUUGUAAACAAAAACUAUGAUCCUGAAUUUGAUCCUCAAACAGCAGAAUUUUGCAGUACAUGGAACUUUGUUUACUCUUCUGAACAAGUAAAUAAGCUUCAUGGAUUAGCAAAAGCAAAUAUAAAAAAUAACUUGGAAAAAGUUCGUAAAGUAAUUAGAGAGACAUGGAAAAGGAAAAGAGAUGAAAGAUUAAAAAGAGAAAAAAUGUAGUUUUAUUUAAU